GGAAAAAUAAUUUUUAAAAUGGCGGCGUUCGAGAAGCAAAAAGUGGCUUGUCUGUCGCAAGUUGAUCUUAGUAAGAAGGGGAGUAUAGAUGACCAAAUCAAGGACUUAGUACAAUACAUUAACGCUAAAGAAAACUUUUUUACGACAAGUUCUUGUUCUGGAAGAAUAUCCAUUUUCUCCGAGGUUAGCCAGUUUGCAAAAACAUGUUUGACUGUACAUGUGUUAACCUAAAAAAGAAUAAAAGACUUUAGGAUUACCCAUUUUUUUCUUUUUCUCAAACCUCCUAUAACAUUUUUUUUGUGCGCGCAAUAGAACUACCUCAUAUUUUGCAGCUGGCAGAUCAGAAGAAAAAACAAUGCGAAUGGCUCUAUGUUACCCAUGAUGCAACUAUAAAAGAAGAAGUUGUAAGUAUUGACCAGUCAGUGUUAUCGGUAUGCAUGUUCUCCAUGCUACUCGCUUUCCAUUUCCUAAGGUGUCGAGUAGGAGAAAUUUGUUGACAAUUAAGAGCUUCUUUAGAAAACUUUGGACUACCUUUUAUAAUUAUGCCUAGCCUGAAUUAAUGGUACAUAUGUGUUUCUUGGUGUUGCCUUGUAACCAAAAACAUCAGAUGUCCCAUGGAGAAGGGGUGAUUAGGGGUUUGAAAUUAAAUUCUAUAGCAUACAACUCAAUUUGCAAGCUGUCAGCAGGAUAGGUAUCUUGCCUUUCCCUAAUUACCCAGAAUGCAAAAAACCAAAUUUGCAUCACAACCAGGGCCAGUCAAAGACUAUUAAUAACAGGAUCAACAACCUAGGCUUCCAGAAAGAAAGAAACCAAAAUUCAAGGCAAACUUUUUGGCUCAUCCUUGAUCCAUGGUGAUUUUCCUAUUCAAACAACUGCUCAGCUUUCUGUAACAGUCAGCGAUCAGUGGAAAAAAAAUCUCCAUUCCUUUCCUCUAUGAGGAGUUGAGUAGACAUUUUGUACAGAAAGUUUUCCAAAGAACUUGUUUCUAUCCACAUUUUUAUCUUUUGAAACUAGAUCGAUUCCUUGAAGGACUGUAAAGGAAGUGCUGUGUUCAAGUUUGAACCAUUUGUUUUACAUGUUCAGUGCAGGAAUCUUGAAUGUGGACGACAAAUGGCAAGUAAUUGAAUUGAUUUAUGACAAAUACUCUAUCAAACUAUUGAUCAGUUGCAUAAAAUGGUCCUCCUGAGGCACUCCAGAAAUCAUACAUAUCUAACCCUUAAUUGAAAAAUGUGUGGGCAAGGCAGAGACAGAUUCAGGGGGAUGGGAUGGUCUAGAAGUCUGCACUCCCCAUUCCAAUUGACCUGCCAGAUUCUUUACUUCUUCUAUCACCCUGAAUUCCUGGCUAUGACAGGAUGGCAUAUUACGUAACCCUUUCACUCUGUCCCAAAAUUCUCCUUAAUGCCUAUAGAAUGUAUAAUUCUUAUCAUGUUUGUUUACUGAGUAUAGAUACUGUAAGGAGAAAUUCUUUCUUGGUCACUAAUGGGAGUUUAAGGGUUGAUACUACUCAACUUUAAAUUUUCAAAAUUUACCUAUCUUAUAGUAUUUUUUAGCUUGCUCAAACACUUCUGUUAAAGAAAAAUUAUGUCUGUAUUUUCUAAGUCAAAGUCAACCUCCUUAAGGUUGGGACUUGAGGGGGGAGGGACACAACUGUGAUGUUUGAUAGAGAAGUGAGCAGAUACUUUUUUAAACAACUCUCAAUUUAUAUGAUUAUCACAGACUAUUUAUUAUGUUGUUUAUUUCCCAUCUAGCUCAAAGCUGCACUUAUAUCUGGCUUUAAAAAUUCUGGAAUUGUCAUUGGCAGGAAGGCCAAUGUGAUUGUGGUGGGUGUCAUUCUUAGUUAAGUUUUAGAUGGUUCUCUAAUGCUACUUAAUAAAAGUUCAAAAGAUUUCUUCCUGAACACAGAAAAUGUUCUACAAAUGACAACAAAAGAAAAGAAAAAAUACCUGCAAAAUUAAUGUAUAUUCAUAACAUGAAUAAAAAUCUUAAGAGUAUAUUAGGCAUUACUUUUAGGCAUUUUCAGAUUUAUUUAGUGAAUGCAAUGGUAGACAUUAGGGCUUGUGUAUUGCAUUUUGCACUUGGCUCACGUAGCCUUCUACCAAACCAAAAAAUUACAAAAAAGCCUUUUCCAGAGACUGCACUUGACAUCAAACAAAAUAUAUUUAAUCAAAACAUACAGAUUGUAGCCUUAGUCAAGUAAAUCCCUGAUUUGAAAUAGACUCAAAAGAUUGAUCUUUUUUAGUAAUUAAUAUCUAACUUAAAAUUUUUGUUUGCUUGCUCUUAGGGCAGGAUUAUUAGAUUUAACAGCCCUAUACUGGCUAAGAAAUAAGCUUAACCCUUUAACCCUCAGAAAAUCUAGCCUCUAAUUUCUCCAUACAGUAUCAGUCUUAAAUCAAAUGAAAAGGUCAUGAGAAUAAAGUAACCUGAAUCACCAAUUUAAGAAGCCCCUGACUGUCAAACAAAUUCUCCCUGUCAGUACCAUAGAAAAUGUUGCAAAAAUCACCAUGAAGAGAAUAUGAAUGCUAAUUUUAGUGUGUAAAGGGUAAAAAAAUUGGUAAACACCAUAUCAGAAUAUUUUCUUUGGCCUGUUUUGGUCUAUGCUUCCCUUUUACAGUUACUUUUUAUUUUACUCACUGUAUGUGGUAUGCAUAAUUAAAUGUGGCAACUAAUGGGGUCUUAACCAGUCACAGGUCAUCACAUUUAGCUGAUCUUUUUAUUUUUUUUCAGGCAGUGAGAAGUACACAGAGCUUAGAAGUCCCACUUGUUCACUUGGGAGAACAAAUGGUGUCACAUAAGGUAAUCUGGAAAAAUCUUUCCCUACAAAUCUACGCUUUAAUUUGAAAUUUAAUGAUUAGGGAAAAGAGAUAGGUGUAGUGCAAUAUUAGUGUAAUUAGAUAAAAACAGGGAUUGUAAAUGAGGUUUUACAUGAAAUCGAGGUUUCAAGCCUCCUGUUUUAGCUGAAAAAAUCCUGUUUUCAGAGUUUAUUUUGGACCUUUCAAUUUUUGCUCAAUAUUAUUAAUAAUAAUUUUUUAAAAUUUUUCUCUGGCAAAGGAAGAUUAAGUUUUUCCUGCUUCAGCAAUGGUCUUUUGGUGUGCUCCUUUUUCUUUUGUUAUUUUUUGUUUUUUUUUUGUUUGGCUCUAUGGGUCCAUUGUAUUUUGCGCUGUAUAAUGCACUGUACGCAAGAAACACCACUAACAAAAAUGCAAUAGGAGCCAAUAGGCUCAAAAUGCAGAAAAUGACAUCAUGGGAUGGAAUCUCUGCAUGAAGUGAACCAUGAUUAGGUAAAAGAAAUCCUCUCUCCACUUCCUAAGGGAUGUACAUGCAUGUGAUGCAAUUUCCUUACUAAGGUUUACGUCACAUGUUGAAAUACCACUAGUUCAUAUUUCCUUGAGGAACUACCAACAGUUAUUUGAUUUGUAUAUGAAUUCAAUUCAAUUAUUAUUUUUAUACCCCUUGAUUUUGACUUUUUUCAUUAUUGAGUAUGUAGAGUUCCUGGUGGAUAUUGCAAACAAUAAACUUGAAGAUAAUCAAACAAGAAUAGACAGGUACACCUGAUAUAUAAACAUUGGUCAAAAAGACUACAUUUAUAGAUAGAAAUAAGAGAGAUGGUAAAUUUUGAGCCCAAUAAAGAAAUAGAGAAAGAUGUUUUUUGUCUUGUCACGAGCAUGGGACACAGAAAAAAUUCGGAGUCCCCAUGUGGAAUCAAACCUCAGACUUUCAGAUUCCACAAAAAACAUGACAUACUACCCUAAAUAAAUUAUGUAAAAUUACACAAUGGUACAAAUACAUCAACUACAAGCACAUUCACAACUAAUGAAAUAUACCAACACUCACAGCCAAUUAACUUGUAAAUGUUAUACACAUGAGAAGCACUCUUUAGAACAUUUGGCAUUAACAAUUUCAUUAACUCUUUGACUGCUGACUGGCAUCUAAUUUCUCCUUACAAUAUCACCCCUGAACAACUUCACCAGAUUAAGGGAAGUAAUGGUCUAUGUGAUUCUUGUGAACUGUGUGAGUCUUGAGAACUGUGAGUCUUGAUUGUAAGGCAAAUUCUCCUUGACAGCACUGUAGGAAAUGUAAAGAGAAUGUGAGUCUUGUGAACUAUGUGAGUCUUGAGAACUAUGAGUCUUGAUUGUAGGGCAAAUUCUCCUUGACAGCACUGUAGGAAAUGUAAAGAGAAUAGUAUGGAGAAUGUGCAUACUUAUGUUAGGGUGUAAAGGGUCAGUAAUCACUUAAUGAGAUAAGAAAGUGGCUAGGUGUUUGUCUGAGUGCCUUUUGAUUGAAGUGAAGUUAUAUUUAAUAGUAUUCAUUGUUUUGAUGCUGAUGUAUGCAAAAUGGUCAUCAUUUUAUGUAACAUUGCAGAUUUUUCAAGAACCUCAAGGACAUAUUACAUAAUCAUAGCCUCAGUGACAGCACAUCUCAGAAAACAGGUACUUGCAAUUAGUGAUUUCAUCACAUCCAUCCAAACAUCUCACAAAAUAGAGACAAUUGGCUUUUCUGUGAGUUCCAAUCCAAUGCUUUAUUAUUUUAGAAGAAUAUGCUGGUGCAUAUCUACCUUAAUAAUUAAUGAUACCAUUCACAAUUAUUGUGAAUGGUAUCAUUUGGUUACAUAUGCUUACAAGUUCACUCAGUAACUUAGCAGUUUUAACCCUUUCUUGUACAGAUAGCCCAUACCUUAACAAGUUUGUACUUUUGAUUUCAGACCCAAAACAAACUACUGACACCAGAAAAGAUGAACUAUUUACUGAAGUGACAAGAUCCUCCCAGAAAUCAAAUGCUGAUGACUUUGUACAUGUAAAUGAUAAUGAUGUGCUUGACUGCUUGGCCUCUUUCUAUGGGGAUGUGUCAUGAUCUUUAUUGUUUGGGCCAAGUUUAGGUAACUGUGCACAGUUGAGCCCAGAUCAAAGAGCAACCUUUUAGCACUAAGAAAAUUGGGAAAAUUGGCUCACUUCUCUUAAUUUUGGCAAUUAUAGGGGAAAUUGUUACUUAUCAUCAGAACAUGGCACUGUUGUAGAAGAUCUUUCUUGCAAUAUUGUUUGAUUCUUAACUGAGUGUUAAUGGCAAAAGGACCAGUGAGGGCCUGAUGCUGCAAGAUUCAGUGCACUGAAGACUCUUUCAUUUGAUUCUGACUAGUCAGUUGUGUCAUGACUGAUCCCAA
Molecule: messenger RNA, 5155 nt
Organism: Pocillopora meandrina
Lineage: Eukaryota; Metazoa; Cnidaria; Anthozoa; Scleractinia; Pocilloporidae
Source: the annotation of a GenBank genome assembly